Molecule: messenger RNA, 2130 nt
Organism: Mustela erminea (ermine)
Lineage: Eukaryota; Metazoa; Chordata; Mammalia; Carnivora; Mustelidae
Gene: GCGR
Product: glucagon receptor
Exons: 12
Coding region: 500-1837 (445 amino acids)
Biological process (GO): cell surface receptor signaling pathway; adenylate cyclase-activating G protein-coupled receptor signaling pathway
Cellular component (GO): plasma membrane
Molecular function (GO): peptide hormone binding; glucagon receptor activity
Source: RefSeq, a predicted model, not a curated record
GCUCCCCCAAGUCCAGGGCUUGGCCAGGCAGUGGCUAUGGAGCUCCCUGCCGGACAAGGCCCUAUUCCCUUGUCCCCCAUUGAUAGGGAACCAUGGAGAGGCCAGUCAGGGACGUCCCCGAGACCACACACCAGCAUAUAAAAGAAAUGGUAGAACGGCCUCAGAACUUGGUGUCCGCUGCCCUCGCCCCGCCCUCUUGCUGGUCCCAGGGCCACCAGCUUUGCUCCCGUGGAGCUCCAGGCCCAGGGGGCAGCCAGUGUUGGGGGGAGGCAGCCCACGAAAGUGGCCAGACCACACAAGGCCUAGGCAGGAGAGGGAGAUGGGCCCUCCCGGGGAGGGCUCAAGCAGGGACGGGCACCCCCUUCCGUACAAGCCCUGAGGGCCCCUUAGGGUCACAGCGGGAGGUUAGGGUAGGAGCAGCUUGCCAGCAGGCCAAGUACCACCGUCUGACCAUGGGAGGGGGCCCCGACUGGGCAGAGGGAAGGAUGGGGUUUGAGCUAUGGAGCUUACCCUGGACCCUGGAAGGAAGCCGAUAGACAGGGGUUCCGCCCCAGAGAGGGAGGAGCAAAUUCAGAGCUGGUCUGUAAUAGAACCUUUGACAAGUACGCCUGCUGGCCGGACACCCCUGCCAACACUACGGCCAACACGUCCUGCCCCUGUGCAGCACCGCCUUGUCUUCAAGAAGUGCGGGCCCGAUGGGCAGUGGGUGCGCGGGCCGCGGGGGCAGUCCUGGCGCAACGCGUCUCAGUGCCAGAUGGAUGAGCAUGAGCUCAAGGGCCAGAAGGAGGUGGCCGAGAUGUACAGCGGCCUUCAGGUGAUGUACACGGUGGGGUACUCUCUGUCCCUGGGGGCGCUGCUGCUGGCUCUGGCUCUCCUGCUGGGCCUCAGCCAGCUCCGCUGCACCCGGAACUACAUCCACGCAAACCUGUUUGCGUCCUUCGUGCUCAAGGCCAGCUCCGUGCUGGUCAUCGAUGCGCUGCUCGAGACACGGUACAGCCAGAAGAUCGGGGAUGACCUCCGCGUGAGCGUCUGGCUGAGUGACGGGGCGGUGGCCGGCUGCCGGGUGGCCGCAGUGUUCAUGCAGUACGGCGUGGUGGCCAACUACAGCUGGCUGCUGGUGGAGGGUGUGUACCUGCACAGCCUGCUGGGCCUCGCCGCCCUCCCGGACAGGAGCUUCUUCGCCCUCUACCUGGGCAUCGGCUGGGGCGCCCCCAUGCUCUUUGUCAUCCCCUGGGCCGUGGUCAAGUGCCUGUUUGAGAACAUCCAGUGCUGGACCCGCAACGACAACAUGGCCUUCUGGUGGAUCCUGCGCUUCCCUGUGUUCCUGGCCAUCCUGAUCAACUUCUUCAUCUUCAUCCGCAUCCUUCUCAUCCUCACGGCCAAACUGCGAGCCCGCCAGAUGCGCCACACAGACUCCAAGUUCCGGCUGGCGAAGUCCACCCUGACCCUCAUCCCCCUGCUGGGGGUCCAUGAGGUGGUGUUUGCCUUCGUGACCGACGAGCACGCCCAGGGGACCCUGCGCUCUGCCAAGCUCUUCUUCGACCUCUUCCUCAGCUCCUUCCAGGGCCUGCUGGUGGCUGUUCUGUACUGUUUCCUCAAUAAGGAGGUGCAGUCGGAGCUGCUGCGGCGCUGGAACCGCUGGCGUGCCGGUCGCUCACUGCGGGAAGAACGCCACCCCAGCAGGCUCGGACCCCCAGCCCGGCCCACUGGCGACCCCCCCAGCGAGAAGCCGCUGCUCUCCAGAUCCGGAGGCAGCAGCAAUGAGACUGGCCGGGACCCUUCUGCAGACCCCUGCCUGGUCAGCAGUCUCCCCGGGCUGGCCGAGAGCCCCUUCUAAAGCUCCAGGAGGCCCCAGGAGGCCCAGCUAGGGCCGGACUCAGGGGCUGAGAGAGAGCACUGCUGGACCUCGCAGAGCCAGAUGCCCGGCGGCGGCAGGAGGGCUGGGAGCCAUGGUGGCUUCGCUGCUCACCGUCCGCAGUGGGGUGGUCUGAGGGCUGGGGGCUCCCUGCAUACCUGCUCCGUGCAGUGGGGGACGCGCUGGGAGGAGCCCCGCCAGCAGGCCGAGCUCAAGGAAACGUGUAUUCUCUGACAAUAAAGCGUCCAAGCCGGGGCUGCCUGGCACACCCGGGA